CUGGUUCUCAUUCAUAUAAACAAUAUGUCUUCUUGCCUCCAAUCUCUUCAUUUCCUUGUCCUAGACAUCAGGGUCUGGUCCCUCAAGAUGCAGGGUCACUUGCCGAGGAUUGAAGAAUUCUACCAGCAUUAAAAGCUACGCCGAUAGCCAGAUUUGCAGGACGACGGUUCUAAUCAAUCAAAAGACGAUGCCGUUAUUCCGCCGCCAGGUGUACGAUCAGUAACUGCCAAGCCAAGAGUUACUGCUUGAAAAAGCUACAGCCGAUUGGGUUUCACAAGGCUGCAAUCCAUGUUUCUUAUCUUCAAUCAGAUCAUUUCAACUCAGAGCCAGUUAGUGCCAAGGUUCCUCCUCAGGGGCAGUGGGGAUAUCCACUGGCACCCUUGUUUCGGGGAUUUCCAUCUGGGGAAUGACUCUUGCUUGGCGAAAUCUCAACAUGCACCAAACAUCUCGAUUGACAGUCAAAGUUAAUGAUAUCUCAUCGCGAUAUCAAGCCAAUACAUUGAAUAAACCUGCUGUCCUGUAGGCAAAGAGUACUUGAGUAUCACGAUCUAACAAGGAGAAACUCGACAGACUCGUAGCAUCUCUAACCGAUCGUGCGAUUUAUCACGCCAAGAUCUCACGGAAGCCAACCGGGCGAAUUAUGGAUGCUGGCGCCUAAACCCGGAAAUUACAGCUGAC
Fusarium redolens is the source of this 678-nucleotide messenger RNA. RefSeq lists its product as uncharacterized. The transcript is spliced from 2 exons. Bases 289 to 468 code for a protein of 59 amino acids. NCBI's taxonomy places the organism in Eukaryota, Fungi, Ascomycota, Sordariomycetes, Hypocreales, Nectriaceae. The record is from RefSeq and is a predicted model, not a curated record.